AUGUCUUUGUUUAAUGUUUGUACUUGGUGGUCCGCACAGUGUUCAGAUUUGGGUGAAAAUUAUGAUGUGGCAAGUUUAUUGUGUGCUCGUUUUGGUUUAGAGGAUCAAGAAAAGGAUUACAUUGUUAUAGGAACGCAUGCCGGCCAUUUAUCUAUAUACUAUCCCAGUUACGAAUUAGAUGCUACUAGUAAUACAUAUGGUUAUAGAGCAACAGAUCUGCUGCUGGAACAGCAGGGUAAUUCGCCUAUACUUGGGGUAUACGCAGGCAGAUUUACCGCGAAUAGCCGUAAAGAGAACGCUAAUCAGUUAGCUGUUCUUCAUCCUUAUAUGGUCGUCAUUUAUAGUGUACAGUUUAUAGGUGGUGUAGCGGAACAUGGCGCACAAUUGUCUUUGCAGCAAUUGCACGCCUAUCGGUUCAAUCGUACCGCUUUCGCUUUAUGUAAAGGCUAUUUUGGUAAAGUUAAAGGCCGCGAAUUUUUCUGCGUUGUUCAUUUGGACGGCGCUUUAACAUUUUAUGAACAGGAUGGUAUUAGUUAUGAGUGUAAAUUUCCCGGGCAUCGAGCAUUACCAACACCUAUUGUCUACUGUGAGCGUACGGACAGUUUCUUUCGUUUAGCUUCUGCAUGGAAUUUAGAAUGUUUCACUUAUCAAGAUCUAUCACAUUCUUCUAUUAAUAAAUCGCAAUAUCAGUCGACCUGGUCUAUGUGUCUAGGUGAAGGUAUUCUAGAUAUGAAUGUUGUACAAGUCAAAUCAGAUCAUGCCUCGCUUAUGAUUUUGGGCGAGAGAAAUUUUUUAUGCGUUACCGAUGCUGGCAAAUUGGAAUUUAUACUAAAAUUGGAGUAUGUGCCAAAAUGUUUUUAUUCAUUUGUCGUCGGCUAUUAUUGGGAACCCACAGCUCGCCUAAUCACGAUUAUAUUUUCCGCAUCUUCUAAACUUUUCAUAUACGAAAAGGCCAAUAUUAUAUGGGCAGCCCAUAUCAAACAUGAACCCCCGGUAGCUAUACAACGUUCUAAUUUAAGUGGUUUGACUGGAGCUUUGGUUACACUCGGACCAUGCGGUCAGCUGCGUAUUGGUUAUCUGGGUACCGAUCCGUACGUUUUUCAAGUGCCACCAUUGAAUGUUCAAGAACUAAGCUUUACAGAAGCUCAGAAAAAGCUUCAAGAACUCGAAGAAGAAAUCAAAGAGGCAACUGAUAUUCAAAAUGUGGAAAUAAUCAAUCAGAAGGCGUACGAAGACAUGAAUAUAUCUUUCACAAUCAACGCAGAAGUGAAAGCAGAAGCUGAUUUAUUAUUGCUGGAGGAUAUACCAGUUAAUGUCGCUUUAAAAGAGUUAUCUGUUAGUACCGGUCAAUUGAGAUGGCAUGCCAAGGAAGCUUUAAGCGAAAUGCAAAUAGUUUUUAACAUGCCCGAAGGUAUACGUUGUUCACAGGACACCGUAACGUAUGUUAAUGUGAAAGGCGAUACCAGUGAAACAAUGGAAUUGGAAUUUUUCAUAGCAGAAUUAUUACAUUUUCAUACUAGCAAAGUUGAAGUUGUGGUGUCGUUCAUAAGCAUGAAGGGCGUCCCCCGAGUUAUACAACAAGCUGCUUUCUUGCCACUGAAUAUGUUCUUCAAACUCAAACAACCGCAAAAGGCCGCUUCGAUCAAACUAACAUAUAUCAUAAAUUUAAAAGUCGAGGAAAGUCCCAAGUUGUGCGAUUAUUUCAGUGAAUUCAUUAGUUGGGAAAAUGAAUCGCAGAGUUUAGGUUUAGUGCUUCUAACGACUCUGGGUGAAAAUGUGGAAGAGAUUGUUACUAUAGUGGCUGAAAAAAAUUCAAAUCGCUUAAGAUUAGAGUCGGAUGUGUUGGAAGCUUUUCCUUUAGUAUUGGAACGUCUCAUUUACCAAACGUUAGAAGCACAAAAGCUAAUUCUUGGCCCUAGGAAAGCGACGCUUAAAGGACAAAUUAAUCCAAAUGCCGAUUAUAUAACGGCUUCUGCAUUCAUUCCGGUUCAACCAAUUUUGCAUCGUAUUGAUAUUCAUCAUGAAACACAAGAGAAUAUCAGAAAACAAACGUUGGAGUUGGACGAAUUGUGGCAGCGAUUUAAAGAGUUGCAACGCAGGCUACAAGAAAAAGUUGAAGAUGAACCAAAAGAGAUUUUGGUGUUGCAAAUUGAAGAGAACUACGAUCACCUAAUAGCUGAAGGUGACAGGCUAACGGAAAUGCGUAAACAUGAGUUGAAGCAACGUUGCGACCUCACAUGUGCUCUAACUGUGGCUAAACUUAUUAUAAGUAGUUUAAAAUUGGAAGAGAAAUUGGUUAAUAUAAUAUCAUCGGUUCUAACGACACCAUCUGAAGACUGGACCGAAUUAAGUUGGGAAGAAUCUAUGGCAGCUGGAAUUGAUAUGUUGCAUCAUUACGGUCCGUUAAGUUCUACCAACACUAACAAUCAGCAUAGUAUGAUUGAUUCCAAUAUUAAUACGGAAAAAUCAUUCGAUUAUAAACGUUUUAGGCGAAAUGUUGCUAUUUUAUUCGAACGCAUUGUCAGGUUAGCUAGCAAUGACCAGCAUUUAGCUGAAGCCCAAAUUAUUGAGACAACGGUGCCUAAAAGCUCUAGAGCUGAAAUUGUAGAUCAGAGCACCGAAGAUAUGGCAAAUAUACAUGAAAUUUUAAACGUGCAACCGAUGACAUUAACGACGGCUCCCGUUAGACGUUUGAGGCCCUAUCAGAGAUCAUGCACUUUGGAAGCAGUUGAAGACGAUGACGAAGAAGAAGCCACAGAAGAUGAAGAAGAUUUACGUAAAAUGGGCUAUAAAAAGCAUUACGGCUGUAAGGAAAUGAAUAAAGAAAAUAAUGACGCAACGCCAUGGGUGAAUGAAGAUUUCAAAUUGCCGGAGUCAGAUGAAUUGUUUAAUGACUUGGGUAUAUGGUGGUAA
Messenger RNA from Glossina fuscipes, 2913 nucleotides. RefSeq names its product protein PTHB1 (gene BBS9). The transcript is spliced from 10 exons. The record is from RefSeq and is a predicted model, not a curated record. Gene Ontology annotation, biological process: cilium assembly. NCBI's taxonomy places the organism in Eukaryota, Metazoa, Arthropoda, Insecta, Diptera, Glossinidae. Gene Ontology annotation, cellular component: membrane; BBSome. Bases 1 to 2913 code for a protein of 970 amino acids.